AUGGCACGAAUCGCAGCCACCGAAGAUAACCGGUCGGUGACAAUCUGCCAAUGGCGAGCACUGCAAGAGAACACUUCAGAACCCAUACACCUACUAUCUUUGAUUGAGCGAGCACAAAACGAUACAUCACACGCAUGGAUCUCUUUGGCGACAGCCGAGCAAAUAAUCCAGCAAUGGGAACGUAUCAAGUCCCUCCGCACACAGGGUAAACAGCUCCCCCUUUUUGGCGUUCCGUUCGCUGUAAAGGACAACAUCGAUGUAGCAGGUUUCUACACAACAGCAGCUUGUCCAUCAUUUGCUACAGAAAUGGCCGCAACUGACGCAACUGUCGUGGCUCGGCUUAAGGAGCAGGGCGCUAUUGUGGUGGGAAAGACAAAUCUUGAUCAGUUUGCCACAGGGCUCAGUGGCACCCGCUCACCAUACGGAGUAGUUCAGAAUCCAUUUGAUCCAGAUCGUGUGAGUGGCGGGAGUAGCUCUGGGAGUGGUGUGGUUGUCAGUCAAGGCACAGUGCCGUUUGCGCUAGGAACCGACACGGCCGGCUCGGGCAGAGUCCCUGCUGGAUUGAAUAAUGUGAUCGGCCUCAAGCCCACCCGAGGAGCCUUGAGUACACAAGGCGUACUACCAGCCUGUCGCACAUUAGACUGCGUGUCCAUAUUUGCCUUGACGUUGGAGGACGCCGCCCUGGUCUUACAACUGGCAGAAGGACCCGACGAUGGAGACGCUUACUCCAGGGUUCGAGCGGACUGUGCCACGCAGAAUAUCUCGCGAGGUAUGCUCCCGUCUCAACCUAUCUUGGCGAUCUGUUCGAGUGCGGAUUGGUUCGGUUGCUCAAAGCAAGCCUCGGCCUAUGCUGCAGCCCUGGCAAAGGCACAGCGACUGGGGUGGAAAUUGGAACCUGUCGAUUUCACGCCACUCUUCAAAUUAGCCACCCUGUUAUAUGAGGGGCCGUGGGUCGCAGAGCGAUACGCUGCUAUCGAAGAAUUCAUUCGUACCGCACCUGCCGAGGCUAUGAAUCCAGUCGUCCGAGACAUCAUACUUAAAGCCGAAAAGUUCUCAGCCGUGGAUGUGUUCCAGAACGAGUACUACCGACAGAAACUCUCACGCUAUAUUGAAAGUGUCUUCCGGAAAUUUGAAGCAAUCUUGGUGCCUACAACCCCCACUUUUCCCACGAUUCAGAUGCUGGAAGACGAGCCAGUUCUGGCCAACAGCCGGCUCGGCACAUACACGAACUUUGUGAACUUCAUGGACUGGUCCGCAGUGGCAAUCCCAGCUGGCUUUCGAGAUGAUGGUUUACCAUUCGGUAUCACAUUGAUAGCCGGCGCAUGGGAAGAAUCGCGGUUGUUCAAACUGGGGUGCAAAUGGCUCUCAGCCGGUCCACGUUUGUUGGGAGCCACUGGUUUAGAGUUUCAAGAGUCCUUAUUCGCAAUACCUUCCACCACCGACUCUAUGAAGCUGGCUGUAGUUGGAGCCCAUCUUUCUGGCUUUCCGCUUAACGAGGACUUGCUGUUACGGGACGCGGGUCUCCUCCAAACAACCCUCACAUCCCCUUCGUACCAGCUAUUUGCGCUACAAGCAGGGCCGUCCGUGCGGAAACCUGGACUCAAACGAGUCGCUGAUGGAGGUAAGUCGAUUGAGGUAGAAAUUUGGAACAUGCCACUCAACAACAUGGGAAGUUUCCUGAACACCAUCAAAUCUCCACUGGGAAUUGGUUCAAUUGAGCUUCAGGAUGGAAGCUGGGUGCACGGGUUUAUUUGUGAACCUCACGGUCUUGGGGAUGCCACAGAUAUCACAAGUUUCGGCGGGUGGAGAGGUUAUACACAAUCGCUAACCGGUUCCACCACCACUUCAUAG
This is a messenger RNA of Penicillium cataractarum, 1851 nucleotides long. Its product is annotated as allophanate hydrolase. The transcript has a single exon. Bases 1 to 1851 code for a protein of 616 amino acids. Gene Ontology annotation, molecular function: catalytic activity. The record is from RefSeq and is a predicted model, not a curated record. NCBI's taxonomy places the organism in Eukaryota, Fungi, Ascomycota, Eurotiomycetes, Eurotiales, Aspergillaceae.